GCUUGUAAAACACCCUGGAGAGAAAAUGGCGGCGGCAGCGGCAUCGGCCCCUCAGCAGCUCACGGAUGAGGAGCUUUUCUCUCAGCUCCGUCGUUAUGGCCUGUCUCCUGGCCCGGUGACGGAGAGCACCCGCCCGGUCUACCUCAAGAAGCUGAAGAAGCUUCGAGAGGAAGAGCAGCAGCAGCAGCACCGGUCCGGGAGCCGCGGCAACAAGACGCGGAACAGUAAUAACAAUAACACGGCAGCCACCACCGUCGCAGCCGCGGGACCGGUGGCGGCGACCGUGGGGAUGGGGAUCAGGCCAGUCUCGGGCGACCUCUCCUACCUACGGACCCCUGGGGGUCUCGGCCGAAUGUCGGCCUCGGGUCGGGAGAGCCCCUUGGGAGAGCCUGGGGGCGCCUUGGCCGCCCCCACGGCUGGCAGCAAAGUGCUGCUGGGCUUCAGCUCGGACGAGUCGGACGUGGAGGCCAGUCCCCGGGACCAGGCCGGCGGCGGGAGGAAAGACCGGGCUCCGCUCCAGUACCGCGGGCUUAAACCGCCGCCGGCUCCCCUGGCCGCCAGCGAGGUGACUAACAGCAACUCAGCCGAGCGAAGGAAGCCCCAUUCGUGGUGGGGGGCCAGGAGGCCAGCUGCCUCCGAACUGCAGACUCCGUCGGGGAAAGAUGGAGCAGUGGAGGACGAGGAAGAGGAGGGAGAAGACGGUGAGGAGAGGGACCCGGAGGCCGAGGAGCCGCUGUGGUCAAGGCGGACGGUGAAUGGUAAUCGGCUUCUUCCCUACAUCUGCCGGGAAAAUUAUUCGGACUCGGAGGAAGAAGGGGACGACGACGUGGCCUCCACCAGGCAAGUAUCAAAAGACGAGUGCCUUUCCCGGCAUCGGCCCAGAAGGAGCCAUAGUAAACCUCUUUCUCAGCUGACUGCUAAAUCUGCCGGCAGCAGGCUGGAGACCUCGGUUCAAGGAGGGGGAGGAUUCGCGAUGAAUGACAGGGCGGCGGCUGCCGGGAGUCUAGACAGGAGCCGAAACCUCGAAGAGGCGGUGGCGGCGGCGGCGGCUGUGGAGCAGGGAGGAGGGUGUGAUCAACUGGACUCCAGCCCCAUUCCUAGAUACCGUGUUAACGCUAAGAAAUUGGCCCCUCUCCUGCCCCCGCCACUUACUGACAUGGACUCCACCCUGGAUACGUCAACAGUCUCACUUCGUAAAACCAAUAAUCAUAUCGGCGGUGGGGCCUUCAGUGUGGACUCCUCCAGGAUUUAUUCCAACAGCUUCCCUCCCAGUGCUGCUGUGGCCGCCUCCAGUUCACUCAGGAUCAAUCACUCCAAUCAUACCGGCUCCAAUCAUACCUACCUGAAAAACACAUACAACAAACCGAAGCUUUCCGAACCUGAGGAGGAACUUCUCCAGCAAUUUAAACGGGAGGAGGUGUCCUCCACCGGGGGUUUUAGUGCCCACUACUUGUCGAUGUUUCUCUUAACUGCUGCCUGCUUAUUUUUCCUUAUAUUGGGACUGACUUACUUAGGGAUGAGAGGGACAGGAGUAUCCGAGGAUGGAGGACUCAACAUAAAAAACCCCGUUGGUGAAACAUUUGGAAAAAUACAAGAAACUGAGAAAAAUCUUAUGAUGAACACAUUAUACAAGCUUCAUGAUCGAUUGGCACAACUUGCAGGAGAUCAUGAAUGUGGCAGUUCUAGUCAGAGAACACUGUCUGUCCAAGAGGCAGCUGCAUAUUUAAAAGAUUUAGGUCCUGAAUAUGAAGAUAUAUUUAACACUUCAUUGCAGUGGAUUUUAGAAAACGGAAAAGAUGUCGGUAUAAGGUGUGUUGGUUAUGGCCCCGAUGAAGAAUUAACAAAUAUAACUGACGUACAGUUUUUACAAUCCACAAGGCCACAGAUGUCUUUCUGGUGUCGUUUUCGACGUGCUUUUAUUACUGUAACCCACAGGCUAUUGUUGUUAUGCUUAGGUGUAGUGAUGGUUUGUGUCGUUCUGCGUUACAUGAAAUAUCGCUGGACAAAAGAGGAAGAGGAAACAAGGCAGAUGUAUGAUAUGGUGGUAAAGAUUAUAGAUGUUUUACGAAGUCAUAAUGAAGCUUGCCAGGAAAAUAAGGAUUUACAACCCUACAUGCCUAUUCCACAUGUACGAGAUUCCUUAAUACAACCUCAUGACAGGAAAAAAAUGAAGAAAGUCUGGGAUAGAGCUGUUGACUUCCUUGCUGCUAAUGAGUCUAGAGUUCGUACAGAAACACGAAGAAUAGGUGGUGCAGAUUUUCUAGUUUGGAGGUGGAUCCAGCCUUCUGCAUCCUGUGACAAAAUAUUAGUAAUACCUUCUAAAGUAUGGCAAGGUCAAGCAUUUCAUUUAGAUAGAAGAAAUUCACCACCCAAUAGUUUGACACCGUGUCUAAAGAUUCGAAAUAUGUUUGAUCCAGUUAUGGAAAUAGGAGAUCAUUGGCAUCUGGCAAUUCAAGAAGCAAUUUUAGAAAAAUGCAGUGAUAAUGAUGGCAUUGUUCACAUUGCAGUAGACAAAAAUUCACGUGAGGGUUGUGUAUAUGUGAAAUGUCUGUCUCCAGAAUAUGCUGGAAAGGCUUUUAAGGCAUUGCAUGGCUCUUGGUUUGAUGGGAAAUUGGUUACAGUAAAAUAUUUACGACUAGACAGAUAUCAUCAUCGUUUUCCCCAAGCUCUUACUUGCAACACUCCAUUGAAGCCAUCAAAUAAACAUAUGAACUCUAUGUCUCAUCUUCGUCUUCGGACUGGCCUAGCAAAUUCUCAAGGAAGUCCCUGAAAAGACCUUCUACCACUCCUAGGACUGUUACUUUCAAUAGAAAAAUUCCUGUUUGACUUCCCGUCUUUGUUUUUAAAUGCUUUUUGUAUGUAAUAUUUUAUUGAUGAAUAUAGUUUGAACUUUCCAGAAAUCAUAAGGUUCCAAAGGAACUUAGCAGUGAGGCAGUAAUGCUGAGUAGAUAGAGUAAUUGUUUUGUUCAGUUUUUGGAGUUCAGUUAAGCCAAUGCAUUUAAAGUUUGCAUGAGGAACAUUGACUUUAUUAAACAUUUUCAGAUGUGGUGGUUGUAUUUUUGCACCACAAAGUGUUUGAAUAAUCACACCAAAGCAUGGUGAAGAGGCUUCUGGUAUUUCCAUAAUUUCCUGUGAACUAAUAGUGUGAGUUUUUGUGUACGGUCAUCUUCAUAGUUCCUUACAGGCUGAUGUUGUAAAACUGUUAAUUUCCUAAUUUAACCCUGGGUUUCUUUUGUUUGUAAGAGAUUCAUUUGCUACUGCUGGAAUAUGGGGAAAUUGAUUUGGGUUUAGUGGUUGCAUUUAAGUAUAAUGGGAUGUACAUGUACUUAAACUGGCUUUUGUAUAUAUGUGUAAAUGCUGGUGAUAGCGAAAGUCAUCUUGUUUUGUGAGGAUGUCUGCAUUAAAGCAGUAAAAUAAGCUUCCUAUUUUAUUCAUAAUCUAAUAUGUGUGUAUAUAUGUGUGUAUAGAUGUGUGUGUAUAUAUUUAUAUACACACAUACACGUAUAUAUAUAGGUAUAUAAUAUGAAUGGCUGAACUAUCACAUAGAUCAAACAACCAAACACCUGGAAGUAUUAGAUACAAGUUUUACAUAGGUUUUAUAUUAAAAUGUCUGAGUAUGAUUUUGUGUGAACAUUCUGAUAUCAGUUGUAAUGGAUUCAAAUUUAUGUGAGCAAUAAAGAUGCAAUUGGCAGAUAUUGGAAAAAUAUUUUGUGAAAGCUGUAUUUAUUAUAAGUACUAGGGCUGUGACAUAAUACCUUUGGGAUAAAGUCAUUUCCCAAUCUAUUUAUAAUUUAAUGAAAUGUUAUCGCCCUGUUACAUGUCAAAUUUAAAGCGGGGUACAUUAUUGCAGCAAAAUAUGUAUUUGACGAAUUAUAUUUGCAAUUUUGAGUCAUGAAAGUUUGCAGUAUAGUAAAUGGACGAGUGACCAUUGCUUUGUGCCUCAGUAUUUAAUUUGUUUCAGUAAAGUUACUUUAUUACUGUUUAUGAUUUCAGAAUAAAUAUAGUUGCUGAGCAAAGUUUACUUGUAAUCUAACAAUUGGCUUUUUUUUUUUAAUGACUUGUUAAUAUAAUAUAUCAUCAGUCCGAAUGAAUAUGUCAAACAGCUGGAAUUGUACCAAUUCUGAUUUUAUUUAAAGCUCAGUUUUCCUUUACGUUUUAUUGUGUAUGUGUUGGUUGGGUUUGCAGCAUGAACUUGCACAGAUAAUGCACGUUUUCUGGUUAAGUAAACAUGAUGCACACUAUUCUGUAAAAGAAAACCCUAUUGUGCCUUACCUAUGUGCUUUUGUGGGCACCAUGUUUAUGAAGAAUAAAAAAUGAUUUGUUAUCUGAAGAGAAUAAAUUUUAAAUUCUCAGUUUGUCUCAGAUGCUAAAGUGUGAAAAUAUAAAUAUAUAUAUAAUAUAUAAAGUAACCAAUCUUUCUGUAUUUUAUGUGCAUCAUAGUGAUUUAUCUGAGCUUAGUGAUGACCUCAUCUUGUGACCUGUUGCAAGAGUGAAUGUAAAAAAUAGCUGUGGCAUUUUAAAAGGUCGCUUUUUGAUGUAGAUGCGUCUCUCUCUCUUUUUGCUUUUAAAAUAUAUUUCAUGUAAACACUGUACAUUUAUUAUUGUAACAUAUACUAUUAUGCGGCUUAUUUUACCUGAAAUUGUUAAGCUGACCAAGCUCCCUUCCUGCAAGACAGAUGGGAAUGUGUGUAAUAUCUAGAUAUUUGAGAAGUUUUGAAGUUUAUGUAAUGUUACUUGUCCUGUUUAAAGAAAAAAAAAGGAAAAAAUUCUAAUUAAAAAUUUAUUAGGGUUUUUUUUUAA
Messenger RNA from Choloepus didactylus (southern two-toed sloth), 4800 nucleotides. It is a transcript of the gene LEMD3, whose product is annotated as LEM domain containing 3. The coding region runs from base 26 to 2770 and encodes 914 amino acids. Lineage: Eukaryota; Metazoa; Chordata; Mammalia; Pilosa; Megalonychidae. The record is from RefSeq and is a predicted model, not a curated record. Gene Ontology annotation, cellular component: nuclear inner membrane. Gene Ontology annotation, biological process: nuclear envelope organization; negative regulation of BMP signaling pathway. Gene Ontology annotation, molecular function: chromatin DNA binding. The transcript is spliced from 13 exons.